Molecule: messenger RNA, 9961 nt
Organism: Plutella xylostella (diamondback moth)
Lineage: Eukaryota; Metazoa; Arthropoda; Insecta; Lepidoptera; Plutellidae
Source: RefSeq, a predicted model, not a curated record
CAAAAUGGAAAAUAAUAUGAUGUGAAGUCAAAAUUAAUAUUACCUAUUCUUUUUAUAUUUAUUUACAAACAGCGUUUUUGCUUUUAUUAUUGAUGUGGAAAUCAUCUUAAACAUUUUCAAGUAAUGCCAUCUCCUUAUUCCGAGGGCUGGCAAGACUGUUACCAGCCGAACCUGUGGUUCUUCUCCUUAAUACGUCUGUUCAGGAUGUUUGGAUAAACUACCAAAUAUAAACUCUAAAAUGGAUUCACCCGGGCUGGUCGCGGUGAUCAGAGGCAAUAACUUGGGGCUCUCCGUGACCCUUGUGAACGAGAACAAACUGAAGAAAACCAGCAAAUGUGUCGGUUCAGAUGCCAAAGUUGACUUUGAGAAGUCGUACAAAAAGAAUAACAAUGCCCACAAAUGUACAAGCACGCUAAGCAACCGAGAUAUUCCACCUAAAGUGAAUUACAACGGAUACAUAAAUACUUUUUCGCACGCUAAACGAGGUAGAACUAAUGCUUUAUUUUCUACAAAUCGUAAUAUUUAUUAUCAAAGAACCUUACCAGGUUCCAAUACGAAAGCUGAACAACUGUUUAAGGACUCUUUAAGGAGAUACUCAUUCGACAACAAAGCGAGAUGUUACGAACAAGCUGAUGUUAUUGCAAAAUCGAAGCUGAAAAAACUCAUAAAUGCUAACAGACCAUCUCCUUACGCGAAAGUUAAUAUAAGAACAUACCGCGCAAAAAUCAGGCAAUAUAAACUAUUGCACUUGCUAAAAAACUAUAAUUUUACCACUGGAGCUCAGAAUGAUCAUUUCAGAUCUCAGAAUAAACGAUCGGAGAGGAAGUAUUCGGAUAAAACGCCGGAUCAAUUGAAUGAUGAGUUGAGUUAUUCAUACGACUAUUUCAAUGUUGGCAAAAAUAAGAGACUUAGGAAAAUGCAAGUCUACCUAUCGGAUGAUGUCGGCAACAGUAUUAAAACGAAUGAUGGUAGCAAAACUGAUAAGCUGAUUAUGUGUCCGGCCCUCAACAAGCGCUAUUGUAAACAUUUACAACUCUACCACAACAAACGGACUUGCGCGAAACAUUUAUGCAAAGCGGCAUGUCAGGACCCCGAGCCGAAAAACUUGCUCUACAAAAUAGCAAUGAACAUCUGUUGCAAAUGUCAGAAGAAGCUACCGUGUGACUGUUUCCCGGCAAAAAAAACUAACAAGAACUUCAAUACAAUCAUUGAAGACAGAGUCAGUGAGUGGGCAGAUGACGUACCUGUUUAUAUGAACGAAUCGCCCGAGGGCAAAAUCAAAAGGAGACUUCUUAUUCACAAACUAAAAGAAACCCUCAAAAAGUUACCCAAAGACUACCAAUUUUUGGAGCUUGCCAGAAGUGAAAUCAAAGAAGUAGUCAAAAAUAUGCCUAUGUGGCGCCCAAACGGUGCACAAGACAGAGAUAACCUCAUGAAUAAUUUAACUACGGCACUAGUUGAAAAAUUAGUCAAUUUAAACGCAGGUCUUGUUGGUAAAAUUGAAUCAGUAUUCAAUGAUGUUCCAUUCAAAGAUACGGAUACACAAGGCAGAUAUAUCAAGAAGAAAAAAGAGAUAGAAAAUCCUGUGCAUCAAAUUAAAGUCCUAAUAGAAGAAGAUUGCAAUGAUGAAAAAUUUAAAGAUAAAUUACAAUCAAAUCUUCAUGGCAUACUAAACGAAUUACCAUUAGAUCUAUCUAAAGAAGAUAUUGAUGAAGAAAAAGCUUUAGAGAAAAUUACUAGUAAAGUAGCCAACGAGUUAAAUAAUAUUGCUCUUGAGUAUAAAGAGACUAAACUAGCUGACACUAUGGAUAAAUUAAGAGUACAAGGAAGUGAAGUGUGGGUUAAUCCAGAGGAAGAUUCUCUAAACAGUUAUAUAUUUGAAGAGAGAAUCAUAUGGGAUGUCAUAGAAAAGACUCCUGCGCUAGCCCAGAUAAGCAAGACUCACAUAAAUGAUAUGGUUAAAAAACUAGCAGACCAAUUACACCCACUUGGUCUAGAUGCAAAAGAUAAAAAGAGUUUAACUGCGCGAGUGAACAGUUUUUUAGAAAAGAUUUGUAAUAAAACUCAGACUCAAAUAAAAGCUAGUGACAAAAAUUAUUUCGUUGAAAAUAUUUUACAGGAAUUAGAAUUUAAAAUUCCUAACUUAACGCCACUAAGCGUUGAACAACUUAUAUGGGACGUUAUUGAAAAAACGCCAGAGUUAGCAAGUGUCUCAAAAACAAAUCUGAGAAACCAUGUAAAUCUAUUAGCUUUUACUGUUAAUGGAAUGAAUUUAGAAGACACUGAUACCGAAAGUGAAGCUAAAAACGCCAUAUCAUUGUUUUUAGACUCACUUUCAAAAAAGUCUGUUAUACAACUUACAGAAGAAACGACUGAGAAAAUUGCAAAUGAUCUACUGAAUGCCAUCAAAAUACAUAAACCUAAAUUAGACAUACCUGACGAUGAAUUGCGAAUAUGGGAUGCUAUUGAAAAUAUACCAGAAUUUGCAGAUGUACGUAAAUCGAAAAUAGAAAACAUGAUUAAUACACUAUCAAAAAAAAUACGCAUUUUAUACAAUAACGAUGCUGAUGAGGUUGAAUUCAAACAAAUAUUAAGACCAGUUGUUGAUAACUUAUUAGAAAAUACGCAAUGGGAAAAGGAUGAUCAAAAAAAGGAACUGUUGACACAAACUAUUUAUAUCGGAGUAGCUCGACCGAAAGGUGCCGUAGAAGAACAUAUUUUAUGGGAGGCUAUAAAAGAAUUGCCAGGAUCAAGUAAAAUAAAUAAGUCAAAUAUGGAUAGUUUAAUUAAAGAAAUUGCAAUUGAUAUUCACGGCAUUACCAAAAAAGUCGAUGGCAAUGGAAGUUCUAACACGGAACUGCAAGACAGAGUUAGCAAUUAUUUACAAGUAAUUUCGAUGAAAAUUGGAAGAAAAAUUGAUGAUGAAGAAAAAAACAAAUUUAUACAAACUGUUUGUAAUAAAACAAAGGCAGCUAGUGUUCACAGCAAAGAGGAAGAACGGUUAAUAUGGACAUCAAUCAAGAAAAUUCCUGAAUUCAAUGAUAUUCCCCGCCAUGAAAUACGAGAUAUGGUUAAAAGCUUAGCAAUUAAAUUACAUGGAUACACAAUAGGCAUCCCAAAUUUAGACCAAACUGACCGGAUAGAAAGCUUUUUGAAUAAAAUAUCAAAAAAAUACAACCAACCAUUAAAUUCAUAUACUAAAAAUAAGUUCACAAAAAAAAUUAUAAGACACUCUAAAAUAAGUGCAGAAGAACAACAAAUUUGGGAUAUAAUUGAAAAUACACCAGAUUUAGCUACUAUUCCCAGAUCUGAAAUAAGUCCUAUGGUUAAACAAGUAACGAAUGAAAUACAAAAAAUUAAAUCUGAAGAGGAUAGUGAAGAUAUUCAGGCAGAAAUUCAAAAGAAGAUUUCUAAUUUCUUCAAAAUAUUACUACAUAAAUAUGAUUUGAAAUCUUCUAUUAUUCGUGAAGAAAAACUACUUCGGGACAAAAUAGAUAAGGCUCCUGAAUUAACAGAGAUUCACAAAGAAGAUAUAAAGAAACCAGUUCAAAUGCUUGAUAAUAAUAUAAAACGUACCGAUGAUGAAGAACUUGGUGGUAUUGAAAAUGAAACAAAUACUGUUUUUCACGAAGUAGCAACCAAAUCAGCCAACACAUUAGAUUCUAAGAAAGUACAUAAAUUGUCAAAAGACUUUACUUCACAACUUGUUCAACAAAAUAAAGAUAUGAAUGAAUCUAUGAAGCAGAGACUGGAUACAUCAAUAGCAAGCUUGAAUAAAACAUCGAUCAGGGUAAAAGAUGAAAAUGGUAUUGUAAGAUUAAAUAAUAACAUUAACGUUGAAAAACAAAAAUAUAUUGAAGCGGAAGUAGCAUUGAGUAUGUUUAAACAAAAUCCGAAAUUUUCAAACAUUCCUGAAAAUACACUUAAAGAUAUAAUAAAGAAGCAUAUAGGUCAAUAUUAUUACUCAAAAGCAUCAGAUGUAAUAGAAAAGCUACUUCAAAAUAUUGUUACUACAACUGGGUGUGAUAUUGAUUCACAAGAGACAGAAGAUUUCAUUAAUACUUUCAGUACAAAAUUCUAUGAUAAAAUGUUAGUCAUAAAGAAAGAGAACAUAGUAUUUGACAAAUUAAAAGAUGCAUUUGGGGAAAUUAAUCACAUGGAACCUCAAGAUGAAAUAAAAGAAAUAAUGGCUGUUUUGCAUUUAUUAGAUGAAAAAGAAAUUACUAAAGAUAUUGAGUUAGAAAAGAUUAAUAUUGUUCAAAAAAUCAUUCGCCUUUAUUCAGAUAAAAGUGGACAUAUUAUUGAUCAUAAGUUACGUAAUAAAUUAACUCAAGAAAUACUAAAUGACAUACAUUUACUAUCGGCAUCUAUGCGGAAGGAAGAAAUGAUUUGGGAUGUUAUAAACAGUACACCUGAAUUAAAAGAUAUAUCAAAAGAUAAAAUCACAGAAAUAGUUGUUACUCUAAGUAAACUAUUGCCUGAUAUACAUGUAGAUGGAGCUGACUGUGAAAUAACCAGCGAGGUUCAAGACAGAAUAGGCUGUUUGUUACGGGAUAUUGCAAGAAUUACUGAUACAAAAAUUAAUUCACAAAUAAAGAUUAAAGUAGCGAACACGUAUAUACAAACAGCGGCAAACCAAGCAAGAGUAGUUGCAAAUACAGAAUUGCUUUGGAACAUAAUUAAAAGUAUGCCACAAUUAGCAUCGAUUGAAGAAACAGAAAUAAAAGAUUUAGUCAAAAAGCUUGCCUUAGACAUCAGCAAUGCAAAUUUAACAAAAUUAAAAAAACAUGAAUUAGUGAAUGACUUCAUAAAAAAUGUUUUUAUUGAAACAAGCACCAAUUUUGAUGGAAAGUUACAAAAAGAACUUUCUGAACAUUUUAUAAACAAAUUACAAACCAAAUCGGAAGCUCUAGAGAAUGAAAUAAUCAUAUGGGAUAUAUUAAACAACACGUCUGGUCUGGACAAUAUUAAAAACGAUGAAGUCCGAGAUGCCAUAAGAAAGCUCGCAUCUGAGUUACCAGAUAAAGAAGGUACCACAGAGGACUUAAUUCAAGUUGUGCGAGAUUUACUUACCGAGGUUUCAACCAAAGCCGUCAUCAAAUUAAAUUCCGAGCAAAGAGAAAAAAUUGCGAAAGAAUUUGCUACAAAAAAGCACGAACAUACUUUCAAGUCUGAUGAAAAUAGUUUAGUGGCGUCUACUAAUAAAUCAAAUAACACUUAUAAAUUAAAUGGAAGUGAUCUUGCAAACCCAUACAAAAUUCAAGAAAAUACUUCUAAUGUCUCAGAAGAAAAUAAUAUAAUAGGUAAAAUAUCAAAUGAUGUAAUUUCCGAAAACAAGAUUAGUGAAGGUAUAGAGCCCAAAGAACCGCAACAAGUGGAUGCCUUAAAACCAAAUAAUUUAAGAAAUCCUACUGAUUCAAAUGCUUUUCUUGAAAAACAUGAACAUUAUUAUAGAGCUGGCUCGGAAAAAGAUGGAGGAUUUACUGACAAAAUAAAGGAACGGUUCGUUCUAGAUAGACUUAUUAGUACAUUCGGAUAUAUCAAUGAAGACAUAGUAGAUUUAAUUUGGAAACUGGCUGCUGAUCUUCAGUUUUUGAAACCAACGGAUUCAAAUAAAACUGUAUUGUUGGAAAAGCAAGAAUUAAUAAGAUGUUUUCUACAAGAUGUUUCCGCAAAGUAUGAUCAUAAAAUUGAUAGCGAGACUUUUAAUACCUUAACACAUAAAUUCAUGAGAUACUUACUAUGUGAAUGCCAUGAAUCCGGACUAAUUCACUCUAAUCAAAAUAACAGCACCAUUAAAAAUGACGCUAUAAAAUCAAACAUAACGAAAAUACAACGUCAAAUUUAUAUUGAAAAUGAAAAUAAUGUCAAUGGUUUUGCCAAUAAGGGUAAUCUGAGAGGAACAUCAGAAUUAGAAAAAAGUAUAUUCACAAAACUAUUGGAAACAUUUGGCCACAUUGAUGGCUCUGAUGAUGUACACGAUUUGAUCAAGACCUUGAUUGCUAAGAUAUUUUCAUUAAAAAAUAAAACAUCGUCCAACAACUUAUGCAUGGUGAAAAAUGAAGUUAUUCAGAAAUUCGUUACAGAUAUUGCUGCGAGAUAUAACUUCCAAAUUUACAAUGAUGAUAUGAACAAGUUACUAGACGACAUAAAUAAUUUAUUUGGAAAGCAAACAAAUAGAAACAUGUUCUAUGUUAAUGAUAAAAAACUUGCUCAUAAAAUGCAACUUAUAUGGAAAAAAACUAAAACUAUAUUUGAUGAUAUCAAUGAAGUAGAAGUAAAAGAUUAUAUUAGACAAGUUGCUACUGAUUUGAUUAUAUUAGAUGAAAAAGGUUCGACAGAGAGUUUACAAAUCGAAAAAGAAAUAAUAAUGACCAAGUUUAUAAACAAAGUUGCAGUUUUAUCGGAUAAAUCUAUGACCACACAGGCUCAAAAUAAGUUAGCUGCAGAUUUUAUUUCCUACUUGAAAUGCAAAUGUGCCAAAUCAGAAGAAAAGCAAAAUCAUUCCAAUAGUUCCAACUCAUUACAGAAUCAUAACAUAAUGAAGUAUUCUGAAGGAGUUCAAACUGAUUCAAACCAUAAACCUUCUUAUGGAAAAAAUGGAAAUAAUCUUCUAAGACCCUCUCUGACUGUCACUGAUACCACAGUGAAUUCAAAUAUUUUAAAAGAAAAAGUGACCGAUGCAGAAAAAGGAAGCAGUAUUCUAGACUACAUGCCUUACCAUAGCAAAAAAAUAUGUAGGUGUCACUCAAUUGUUCCUGAACAAAAUCAAAAAUAUAGAGACCAAGAUAAGAUUUCAUUACAAGCGCCUAGAAGUAGUCCUGAAUACGAAGGGCUAAACAAUUCUCAAACUAAAAUUUGUGAAUCAUUAGAGACGAAGCCUUUGAGUAUGCAAGUUAAAGAAGAAACAAAGAAACCAAAUUAUAUGAAAAAUGGAAGUUCUCAUGGAUAUCCAUAUAAAGAUGAACCAGAAGACGCAUCUCCAUCUAAAUUUGAUUUUAAAUAUAACCAAGAAAAUAUUGAUAUACCUAAAGUAGUAAAUAUAUGCCCAAAUCGAGCGUUAGCUCUUAUGACAAAAGGAAAUGAUGACACCAUUUUUAAAGAUAACUGUUAUCCUGAAAGAAAAUGUAAGACCUGUUCACAGAUAAAACAAUCAGAAACACAAACGGAACAUAACAUAUGGAAUAUCAUAAAUAAUAUUAGGAGCAGAUCUGACUCAUUUGAUUCAAUAAAUACUAAACUUAGACCAUUAAUUGAAAAAUUAGCUCUUAAAAUAGACGGCCAAGACAGUGUACAGGCACAGCAGGAAAUCAAGAAAUUUGUAAAUUCGAUUUCAAAAAUACUAAGUAAUAAAAACUCUUUGAGAGUAAUAGAAAAUAGUCUGUUACAAUUGGUUACAACUGACACAUCACACCUACGAAAGAAAUGGGAAAAGCACAAUGUCAUAGAAGACAGAUCAAAAAAACUUCAAGAAACUAUAGAUCGUUUUUCCCAAGUAGUUGAACGUAAGAAUGAUAAUAUCGCAACAAAACAGCGUAAACUAUUGCAAAUAAAAAGUUUAGCUGAAAAAAUCAAUGAAAUUGACUUCCAACCGGAUCUAGGAGAUGAGGAAAAACAAGCAAUGAUAGAAGAUGAAAUAUCACAAUUUGCAAGGAAAUUAUCUAUCGGUCACACGAAUGAUUCAAAGGAAUUACUUCAAAAAACUCUUAACGAAGAGUGGAAAAAGAUAGGAAAACAUAAUGUAAGUAAGAAACAAUACGCGGAAACUUAUCAGAUACCUGAAUAUACUACAAAUCUUGAAGCAGCUAUACAAAACUGGCUAAGAAAAUUUGAAGUUGAUGUAGAAAUCAUGGAAAAUUUACCUAUUGUUCUGGCUUCUGACUUUGAUGAGUGGAAAAAUGAAAGAGAUCCCGACAAAAAGUCUAAAUCUGCAUUACAGAGAAUAUUAAUUGAUCGAAUCAAAGACGCUUUAGAUGUAGAUGAAACAAAUUCAAUUUUAGAGCAUGUUGAGAGUUUAAUAAAUAUGAUUAAUAAAAUAAUAAAAGUCGAUAAACGAAUUAAUACAAAAAAGGACACCACUACUACUACUACUCUAUCAGAAAAAACUAUCGAUCCAUUGUGUCAAGAAAUACAAAAUUGGGUGGAAUUGCUUCCGCUUCGAGCAAAUAGUUCUCAAGAAAAAAGUAACAUUAAUGAAACAAAAAAAUACUUAACAAAACGAUUAUCUCAAAAGGUAGUUGCAUUAAAUAUGAAUCCAGAAAUAUUUAAUGACGAUUUCCUUUAUGGAAUUACUCUUGAUGAUGAAAUAGAUGAAGUUUUGGCUACAAUACCAUCCAAUCAAAAAUUAGAAGGAUCCAAAAGUGAACACAAAGAAAACAUCAUAAUUAAAUUAAAAGAAAUCCAAGAAAAAACCAAAGACAGUUUAGCAGGAAAAAAAUACAAAAUCGACUUACGUACUAAAAUAACAGGAAUGUUACCGAGUUAUGAAAAUUUUACAAUCCAGCAACAAGCUGUAUUUGAAAUAUUUAUAAAUGACUUGGUCGAUAUUUUUAUCCAAUCGACUUAUGAAUAUAAUCGUAUAGAAGAUCGAAACAAAGAAGUUUACAAUUUUAUUAAAAGUGAUAGGAAUGCUAAAACGGUUUAUGCUAAAGCGAGUUCAGAAUUAACAUAUAACAUUGAUGAAUUUUCAAAUGAAAUAGUAAAAACUUUAGAAAAAGUCCCGUUACCAAUUGAAACUGCUCUCAAAUCUGAAGUUAAACAAAUAAAAAUGAAAAAUACUAUUGGUGACUUAGUCAAGAACUUACCUUUUGAUCAUAACCUCGAUAUGACUGACCUUGUCAAAUUGAAUAAAAUGUUGUAUGUUUUAGUUAAUCGUUUGCAUGCGAUUGAAGCAGAGAAUGCAAGCCCUCAUCCGUCAAGUUACUACAAUUUAAUUAAAGCCGAAAUAUGUAAAUGGCUACAAAAGCUUCCACUUAAAAAUAAAGAUGAUGCUAAUGACAUUGCUGAACAAAUAACUAAAAGAAUCAAAGAUACAGAACUAGCUAGAAAGCCAAUUAAACAACGUACCGAAGACCAAUACAAAUCAACUUUAGCUGAAAAAGACAAAGCACUAUUAGAAAAAAUAAAACAAAGAUUACAAACCAAUAACUAUGGUAGACUUUCAACGGAUUCCACAGACGUUAUCUACGAAGACUUCGUAGUAGAUAAAAGCAAAUACACUAUAAACGAUAACAAUGACCCAGCUUUGCCUGAUGAUGAAAAUGAUCCUGCUCAGAACCAACAAACUCAAACUACCAGCUCAUCGCAGACCCCCACAUGUAUUUGCCCAAAACCUAAAGAAUACACAACAGCACGACCACAGCCUGCUAAAAACAGAAUACCUGCUCACAGAACUACAAGCCCAACUCAGCCUGAAUUUCUUCCAGAGUCGAUUCAUUUCCGAAAACCGCCUUGCAGUCGGGAUCCACCGCAUUUGCGACAACCCUGCGACCCUGAAAACCCCAUUUGCGGGUCUUGGCCUUCGCCUUGUUUCACAGAUGCUUCCAAGAAAACCCUCACAAGGAGACAAAGCCCUGGUGGCCAGUCCAAGAGAUACACACACGAUCAAGAACCUAAAAAGCCUCGUGCUAAGACUGCAGCAAAUAAAAGGAGAAACUUCCCAGCAGGAUUAAAAAUAAGGGAUGAAUUAGGUAAUGAAAAUACUGAAGAUAAAUCUAAAGGCAUUUCAAGAGGACAUCGAGAGGAAUCAGUGGAUAGAAGAAUCACAAAAGGCAGUGCCGAAUGCACAUGCCCUAUUGGCCAGUUAAACAAACAAAAGAUCUACAGAUACGCAGGCACUUUUCGGUGUGACGGUGCCGGUCCUUUCCCAAGCUUUUUAUAUUUUCCAGAAUGAGUGUGAUCUGGAUGAAAGUGUGAUGUUUUUAUAUUGUGUUUUUUUUCUGAUUAAACUUUUUUUUCUAUU